Phoenix dactylifera (date palm) is the source of this 2391-nucleotide messenger RNA. NCBI's taxonomy places the organism in Eukaryota, Viridiplantae, Streptophyta, Magnoliopsida, Arecales, Arecaceae. The record is from RefSeq and is a predicted model, not a curated record.
AUGGCCAUGCUGCUGCCUUGGUACACCGUUGCCCUCGUCUUCUUCUCGCUUCUCUCUCGUGUCACCGUUCUAUCCUCUCCUUCUGGGAGGGAGGAGGUGGAGGAGGAGAAGAGGACGUUUAUAGUUCUUGUGGAUCCCCAAUACAAGCCCCUCCUUUUUCCCUCCCAUCUCGGUUGGUACUGCUCUUUGCUCCCCACCACCACCUCCUCCUCCUCCUCUUCUUCUAGUCUCAUCCACGUCUACGAGACUCUCCUCCAUGGGUUCUCCGUGGCCCUCACUCCAUCACAGGCCAGCCGGAUCGAGAAGUCUCGUGGAAUCCUAGCCGUCCAACCCGACGCCCUUCUCCGCCCCCACACCACCCGAUCCCCCUCCUUCCUCGGCCUGGACCUUCCUGCUUCCCGCCUCUCCGCCCUCUCCCGCGGGGGAUCCGGUGCCGUGAUCGGCGUCGUCGACACAGGGAUCUGGCCAGAGCACCCCAGCUUCUCCGACCGGGACCUCGCCCUCGGACCCGCCCCCCGACGGUGGAGGGGCGAGUGCGAGGAGGCGCCCUGGUUCAAUCGAUCCAAUUGCAAUCGGAAGCUCAUUGGGGCCCGAUCCUUCUCUGCCGGCUAUGCGGCAGCUUUCGGCGGGGUCGAGUUUCGGUCCCCGAGGGACUCCGACGGCCACGGCACGCACGUCGCCUCCAUCGCUGCCGGGGCUCCUGUCGCCGGCGCCGGGUUCCAGGGCUUCGCCUCAGGCGUCGCCCGGGGGAUCGCGCCCCGGGCCCGGAUCGCGGCCUACAAGGUCUGCUGGGCCUCCGGGUGCUUGGUGUCCGACGUCGUGUCCGCGCUCGAGAAGGCAGUGUCCGACGGCGUGGACGUCGUCUCGCUCUCGAUUGGAUCGUCUUCACCGGCACCGUUUUACUAUCUCGAUCCGCUGGCUGUCGCUACCUUCCGCGCCUCCCUCAGAGGGGUCUUCAUCGCCGCGUCGGCCGGGAACGGCGGUCCCUAUCCGGGGAGCAUCGCGAACGCUCCUCCUUGGAUCACGACCGUCGGUGCCGGAACGAUCGAUCGUGACUUCCCGGCUUUCGUUCAACUCGGAAGCAGCGAACGUGUGCGCGGGAUAUCCAUAUCUGCGCAAAAAGACCAUCGAACGCAACCUCUUUCUUCUCACCUUCUAAUCUCAGUCGGUAAGAUUACCUCCACCAUACAAAUAACCCUCAGGUCCCAGCGGAUCAACGGCCAAAUCGUGUUCUGGGAGACAGAUCGCCGCGUGUCGAGAAUCGACAUCGGCGCGGCUCUGAAACGCGCCGGGGCAAUGGGGACGGUGGUCUUCCACGGGGACAUGGAUACCGAAGGAAUACUCGCGGAGCCGCACGUGAUACCGACGGUCACUGUGGGAUCAUCGGCGGCUCGGUCCAUCGAAGAGUACAUCAAAAGCAGGGAGCAACCGACGGCCGUGAUUUCCUCGGAGGGCACGGAUCUGCUCCCCCACGGGGCGGCCCCGGUGGUGGCGUCGUUCUCCGCCCGCGGGCCCAACGCGGCCCUACCGUGGGUCCUGAAGCCGGACCUGGUGGCCCCGGGAGUCAACAUCCUCGGCUCGUGGACGGAGGCGAUCAGCCCGUCGGGUAUCGGCUCCGACAUCCGGCGGUCCGAAUUCAGCGUGAUGUCGGGGACGUCAAUGGCGUGUCCGCACGUGUCGGGCGUGGCGGCGCUGUUACGCGCGGCCCACCCGGGAUGGGGCCCAUGGGAGAUCCGGUCGGCUCUGAUGACGACAGCGAUGAGAUCACCGGUCGGGGACGAGUCAAGGCCGGGGGAAAACGCCGGGCCGUUCGGGAUGGGAGCGGGGCAUUUGAACCCCGAGGGAGCUUUGGGCCCGGGGCUGGUGUAUGAUUUGGGGUACGAGGACUAUGUGGGGUUAUUAUGCGGACUAAAUUAUACGGACGAGGAGAUCAGGGCCAUGAGCGGGAGAGGGGGGCCUCGAUGCGAGCGUUUCGACGGGAAGGGGGUGUGGGGAUUUAACUAUCCAGGGUUUGUGGUGGAGGAGGACGCGGCGGUGGGGAAGGGCGAGGUGGGGUUCUAUAGAAGGCUUAAAAAGGUGGAUGGGGGUUGUGCCAGGGGCUGUUGGUAUUGCGCGGAGGUGGUAGCACCCGAAGGGUAUAAAGCGGAGGUCGAGCCAGAUAAAUUGUGGUUUAGUGGGAGGUUUGGGGAGAGAUUGUGGUUUAGAUUGGUGUUGAGAUGGGUGGGUGUUGACGAUAGAAAACUUCACAGUAACGAGACUGGUUGGGAGGAGAAGCAGAAGGUGAAGAGGAAUUGGUGGGUUGGUGGAGUUCUAACGUGGAGGGAAGAGGAGGGGAGGCAUAGGGUUCAAAGCCCGGUGGUGGUUUUCUCUUCCAAGACUUUGAUGCAGUGA